This is a messenger RNA of Lodderomyces pseudojiufengensis, 2277 nucleotides long. It is a transcript of the gene RIM101, whose product is annotated as alkaline-responsive transcriptional regulator. Gene Ontology annotation, biological process: positive regulation of transcription by RNA polymerase II. The record is from RefSeq and is a predicted model, not a curated record. Lineage: Eukaryota; Fungi; Ascomycota; Pichiomycetes; Serinales; Debaryomycetaceae. Gene Ontology annotation, cellular component: nucleus. The transcript has a single exon. The coding region runs from base 1 to 2277 and encodes 758 amino acids.
AUGAAUUAUAAUAUACAUCCAGUUUCAUAUUUAAAUGCGAACCAAUAUAAUCAACAUAAUAAUGGUAAUAAUCAACAAUCAUCACAACAACAGCAACAACAAUCAUUACAUCCACAUCGUCAACAACAACAUACAUCAUUAGCUGCACAACAAAGAGGUCAAGGAGGACAAUCUCAUACUAGUAGUGUAAUUAAAAAAUCACCAUCAGCUGAUUUAGAAAUUGAUAAUGUUACUUCACCAUCUUCAAUAACUUCAUCACAUUCUCCAAGAACUAAUAAUGUUAAUGGAUCACCUCAUUCUUCUUUUACUUCACAUUCAUUAGCUAAUUCCCCAAUUGAUACAACUAAGAAUAAAUUACCACCUUCGAUAACUCAAGUUGAAAAUGUAAAUGAAUCAAAUAAUAAUACAAAUACUGCCACUCAAUCACAUCAACAACAUCAGCAAAAACAACCUCAAUUAAGUGUUCCACCAGCUGUUUCACAACAACCAACCCAAUUACAUCCAAGUUUAAACCAUAUUUACAAUAAUCAUUCAUAUUAUCAACCACAAGCUCCAAUUUCAAAAUAUCAGCAACAACCAACUGCCUAUCAAGAAUUAACAAAUGAUCAUUUCCAUCAAAGUUAUUUAGGAUCUACUGGUGUUCAUUUACCAGGUCAUUUACAACAACUGAUACAACAUCAACACCAACAACAGCAGCAACAAGAUCCUUCUUCAUCAGCUUUAAAUGCUUAUUCCAAUCAAAAACCAGCUAAAAAAACAUAUAAAAAGAUUAGAGAAGAAGAUUUAAGAGGUCCUUUCAAAUGUUUAUGGGGUGAUUGUAAUAUAAUUUUUGAUACUCCAGAAAUUUUAUAUGAUCAUUUAUGUGAUGAUCAUGUUGGUAGAAAAUCUUCAAAUAAUUUAAGUUUAACUUGUUAUUGGGAAAAAUGUGGUACAACUACUGUUAAAAGAGAUCAUAUUACAUCUCAUUUAAGAGUUCAUGUUCCUUUAAAACCUUUCCAUUGUGAUAUAUGUCCAAAAUCUUUUAAAAGACCUCAAGAUUUGAAAAAACAUUCUAAAAUUCAUGCAGAUGAUAACCCUAAAAAAUUAAAGAAAGCUCAAAAGCAAUUAUUAAAACAACAACAAAAAGAAGCAAAACAAAGACAAAAAUUAACUAAAAAUCAUAGUGAAUUAUCUUAUUAUAACGGUAUUGAAAAUGAAUCAAGAAAAAGAGGUUUAGAUCAUAAUUCUCAUAAUGCUUAUGUUGUUAAUAGUAUAUUGAAUGAUUUUAAUUUCCAACCAAUGUCUCAUGCUAAUGGUUAUCAACAACAACAACACCAAGCUAUACAAUCUGAUGCUAAAAGAAUGAAACCAAACUCUGAAUAUAAUAUGGAUAUGUUCAAUAGAUUGAAUCAUUUAGAUGAUCAAUUACACCAUCAUCAACCACAACAAACACAACAACCACUUCAUUAUCAUCCAACAUAUACAAAUUCAGCUAAUAAUUCUAAUAUAUAUGAAGCUGAAAAAUUCUUUAAUUCUUUAUCAAAUUCAAUUGAUAUGCAAUAUCAAAACUUAUCUUCACAAUAUCAUCAUCAACAUCAACAUCAACAUCAAACUCAACAACCAACAGCACCACAACAACAACAACAACAUUCAUCUACAUCGAAUUCAACUUCAUCAUCAUUAUAUCCAUCAUUACCUACAUUAUCAAAUACUACUGGUAGUUCAAUAUCAAAAGAUAUAUUGGGUACUUCAACAACUGGUUCAACUACUACUGGUCAUUCAAGUUAUUUAUCAUCUUAUCCACAAAUUAAUAGACCAAUUGGUUAUAAUUUAUCUUAUGGUUCACAACAAUCACAUGCAGGUAUGGAAUAUAACGGUGUUUCAGUAUAUCAAAAGACUGGUCAAAAACUAAAUGAAGAUGAUGAAGAAGAAAAUGAAGAAGAAGAAGAAGAAGAAGAAGAAGAUGUUACAUCAGAAUCAGAAUCAGAAUCAGAAUCAGAAUUAUCCUCAUCAGAAGAAGAAGAAGAAGAAAUUGAUUUCUUAUUCAAUAACUUAACAAUAAAAGAUUCACAAAUUGAAAAAGAAGAAGAUAUUAUAAUAAAUGGUUAUAAUUUAAAAGAUGUGUUAAAACAUAAAGAAAUGAUUUCAUAUAUUUUAUUAGUAUUAAAAGAAGAACAAUUAAAGUUAGAAAAAAAUAAUAAUAAUACUAAAGAAAUUAAUGAACUUAAUGAUAAUGAUGUAAAUGAAAAUAAAAUUGGUGGUGAAUCUAAAUUAUAUCCUACUAUAACUGCUUUUUAG